This is a messenger RNA of Mucor mucedo, 963 nucleotides long. RefSeq lists its product as uncharacterized. The transcript has a single exon. Bases 1 to 963 code for a protein of 320 amino acids. Gene Ontology annotation, molecular function: DNA-binding transcription factor activity, RNA polymerase II-specific; RNA polymerase II cis-regulatory region sequence-specific DNA binding. Gene Ontology annotation, biological process: regulation of transcription by RNA polymerase II. Gene Ontology annotation, cellular component: nucleus. The record is from RefSeq and is a predicted model, not a curated record. NCBI's taxonomy places the organism in Eukaryota, Fungi, Mucoromycota, Mucoromycetes, Mucorales, Mucoraceae.
AUGGUUAAAUCUAACACUCCCACCGAUCAAUCUACCAUUCCUAGACCUUUAAAUUGUUUCUUGAUGUACCGUCUUGAAAAGCAAAAAGAAAUUGUUGCUAAAUGUGCCGGCGCUAAUCAUCGUGAUAUUUCCAAAAUCAUUGCCAAGUGGUGGCAAGAGGCUUCAGAGGAAGAAAAGAAGCCCUUCCGUGAGAGAGCACGCAUUGCUAAGAUGGAGCAUCGCCAGUUGUACCCCGAUUACAAGUAUACACCAAAGAAGAAAACUACUCCCAAGCGUGUUUAUAUUCGUAAGAAUAAGAAGGAGCAAUUUACUUCUCGUGCUAAAGAGAACAACAAGUUUAUGGAGCUAAUUUAUGACGAUUGCAACGCACUUGAAUUCGCUACUGAAGAAAUCGAAAGCACUAGCAGCAAGAGAAUCUUCAAUAGUGGAAAAGUCACCAAAAAAACUAGCAAGGUCACCAAAAAGAGAGCUGCCAACACUGUUGUAAUGCAGGACAUUUACGAAAAUUUUGAGGACUACAAACCUUUGAACUAUCACAAUGAUUGUCAAUAUGCCACUUCUGUCUCUUCCCAUCAAUCCAUUCCCGAUUUUUUCAAUUCUCCCCAAACCACUAGCCCUUCUACUGAUUGCUAUAGCGAUGCUGAUGUCCCCACCCCUUGUGUUGAACUGUCACCUUUUGAGGCAACUAUGUCUUAUUCAAUCAACCCAUUUGAAAACUUCUCUUCUUACAAUGUCCUUGACACACCUUGUAUCAACGAAUUCAACGCUUAUUCGCCUGUGCCUUUCGACACCCAAGUCGACUAUUUCCAUUUUGAUCACUCCAUUAGUAACAAGUUUGUUGAAGAUUUCAGUUAUUCUGAAUAUCCCGAUUUUUGCUCAACCGAACAGUAUCAGAGCUCAUUCUUGAUGAUGCAAGUACCUGAUCAAAUCCAAUACAUUGAUCCUGCCCUCCUCCAUAUGUAA